GUAAAUUAUUGCGGUUAAAAUUUUUAAUAAAAAUUUUUUUAUUAGUUUUUAUCAUGGUUUUGAAAACCGGAUCAGUAAUACAACUGGUUUACUCAUUGGUUCUCAGUUUGGGUGGUCCGACCAGGUCAACCGGUCGGCUGGCCGGCAAGCACAUUGAUUCUUAUUCAACAACCAAAGCUGAAGGAGAGGCGUUGGUUAUCAAGUCAAAUGGUGUCAAUGGGCUUCUAACUUGUUGCUUACGUCCUAGUGGUAUUUUUGGCCCUGGUGACAAGUUGUUUGUCCCAUCUUUGGUUUCUGCUGCAAGGGCAGGUAAACUUAAGUUCAUAAUUGGUGAUGGCAAUAACAUUCAUGAUUUCACUUACGUUGAAAAUGUGGCACAUGCCAAUGUAUGUGCGGAACGAGCUUUAGCUUCAGGUGGGGAAACGGCAAAGAAAGCUGCAGGGCAGGUGGUAGAGUUAACAUAUAGGUUGUUUGGCCCUUAUGGCAUGAAGGUUCCACAGUUCACACCUUCAAGAAUGAGACUCAUUUCUGGUAACAGAUCUUUUGAUUGUUCAAAAGCAAAAGAAUGUCUCGGAUAUGAACCCCUCAUUCCACUUCAGGAUGGUAUAAAAAGGACCAUUGAGUCAUACUCAGACCUGAAAGCUGAAAAUCAACCUAAGAGGGAAGGGCCAUCCAAAGCUUCUCUAUUUCUUGGACGUGGAAGGGAUGUAUCUCCUCAGGAUGUUAUAGAACAGUAUUCAGCCAACAGUAGCUGCUAUGGCUUAUUACUGUCAAUUGUUGCUGACACACUACUCUGGAAGGAUAGAAAGCAGACCAUGACUGCAAUUUUAAUUUUGGUUGCAAUUUACUACAACUUCAUUGCUUCUGGUUCUACAAUAAUUACUGCACCGUCAAAGCUUCUCUUGGUGGUGUCAGUCUUCUUGUUCAUCCAUGGUUGCUUACCUGAUAAAAUGCUGGGAUAUACAGUUGAAAAAAUUCCUGCUUCACAUUUCCCGUUAUCAGAAGAGAAAUCACACCAAGUUGCUAUGUCAUUUGCCUCAUUGUGGAAUUAUGCCGUUAAUGUUUUGAGAUCUCUUUGCAAGGGCAAGGACUCACUGCUCUUUCUGAAGGUUGUUUUCUCCCUUCUGCUUCUUAGCUUCCUUGGAGCCAUAUCACUUCAGAGCUUAUUUAUCAUGGGACUGCCAACUGCAUUUGUAGCAUUCUAUGUAUAUGAAAGAAAAGAGCAAGAAAUUGAUGCUAUGGUGAUGGGAGCUCUCUCCACAGUGUGCAAAUUAAAAUCUGAUAUUUCCAGGAAGUUCUUAACUCUCAAGGACGACUAAUAGUUGGAAACAAAAGCGUUUAUUAACAUGAAGUGGCACCAGGGAUCUUCAUUUCUAAAUUAUUUGGUGCUCAUCGCCUGAUGAUGAAGAUUUACCUAUGAGCAUUGACCUCCAUCAUUCUUUUCCAGAUCUGUUUAAUGAUCUAAGAUGUGUAAUUUAAAUUUCUUGGGUUGAUUUUAUCUGCACCAUGUGUUUUCAUCUCCUUUUUGUGCAUAUUCUCUAAUCUUCCGUCACCUGCCUCACUGGGCCAUACAUGGAGGGGUAAACACAAAUGGAAGAAGUAGAGAAAAUGUUGAAUUUUUUUUUUUUCUCAUUUCUUGAUUUUAUAUUGUACAUUCAUAUUUCCUCAUGGUCAUGGGAUUAAUGUACCAUAGAAUAAAUAACACAUCUCCUU
Rubroshorea leprosula is the source of this 1713-nucleotide messenger RNA. Lineage: Eukaryota; Viridiplantae; Streptophyta; Magnoliopsida; Malvales; Dipterocarpaceae. The record is from the annotation of a GenBank genome assembly.